GACACAACAGCUGGUCAUUCAUGGAUUUUCAUUCACGUGAGAGAGAGUUGUUGGAGUUUCUCCUCCGUGUGUUUAAACUUUCAUUUACUCCUUUCAAGAUGCCGAUGACUCGGUAGAGAAUAUGCAUCUCAGGACCUGAGCCCUAGGACCAUGCCCCAGGACUACCUGACAUGAUGUCUCCUUGCUGUCCCCAGUCCACCUGGCCAUGCUGCUGUUCCAGUUUCAACUGACCUGAGCCCUAGGACCAUGCCCCAGGACUACCUGACAUGAUGACUCCUUGCUGUCCCCAGUCCACCUGGCCAUGCUGCUGCUCCAGUUUCAACUUCCACCUGACUGUGCUGCUGCUCCAGUUUCAACUGUUCUGCCUUAUUAUUAUUCGACCAUGCUGGUCAUUUAUGAACAUUUGAACAUCUUGGCCAUGUUCUGUUAUAAUCUCUACCCGGCACAGCCAGAAGAGGACUGGCCACCCCACAUAGCCUGGUUCCUCUCUAGGUUUCUUCCUAGGGUUUGAGUGCUGUGGUCCGUGCAUUGCAGUGUGGACUCCAACAUACUGUUGACUGUCCUGAAACAAGAUGGCUGUUCUGGGCUGCUCUAAGCUAUGCAGUUGACUGUCCUGAAACAAGAUGGCUGUUCUGGGCUGCUUUUAAACCUCUACAGGAUCAGUGUCCUGAAACCUGGACAGCUGCUGCUCAGUAUGUGACCUAGAAAGGCUUUCGAAACAACAGCCAACUUUUCCGGGACAUCGACAUGUCUUCUAUCGUCAGAAAGCUUACAUGUUUGUUCAUCUAACUGCAGUGUCUAAUUUUACAGUAGCUACUACAGCGGGACAAAAUACCAUGCUAUUGUUUGGGGAUAGCGCACAACAAAACACUUAUCAAUGCAACUUGUUUUGAUACAUUCCCCUCAGACAUAUUGGCUACACAACAUGUCAAUUAGCUUCAUGAAGGUAAGCUGUCGUUAGGCACCAAUGAGACCAGCGGUGUUCACUUGAUUGACAGAGUCUUGGUCCAAGGACCACCUAUCAUUUUGAAAGCGGUCUAGCUAGAUAGCCAAUGAGCUGGGCUUUCCAGCGGAAUGUGAACAUCUUUUGUACUGCAAACAACCAUCAUGUUGCUGUGGGCAACAGUGUUCAUUCUCUGGUGAAAGCAAACAGGACUCACGGUAGUUAAUCAUACUCUGUGGUUUGUUCUCUUCUGCAAACUGUUCUCAAAAAGGAAACAUGGCUACUACUAGUGGAAAAGCUACAUCGAAGUCCAAGUUUACAAAUCAUUUUGAUGAGAACAUUGUGGAAAUUGACUGGGAGAGUGACACGGAACUAAUGGAUGAGGACUCCAUGAGUGAGUCCAGUUUUGAUUCCAGUGAGGAAGAAAUGUUUUUGGAAGGAGAGGGUCCCCUUUUGGAUCAAGGUAGAGACUCCGAUGACCUCUGGGAGCCAUCUCCAAAGAUACCACAUUCAAGUCCAUCCUACACUCCUUCAAACGUAGGAACUGGUUCCUCCAGUCUGACCCCUGCUGCUGUCUCUGGCUCCACACCCACCCGGCCAUCUAGAGGUGUUAUGAGUCCAGACCAGAAGCGGAGGAGGGCCGGUGUACCAGCGGCAACAACAACCGAGGGAGAGGACCGUUGGCGCACUGUGCUAGAGGAUGAUGUGGAGCCACGUCGACCAGUAUUUCGACCUAAAAGGCAGCCAGGACCUCAGCUGGACAUGACUGGAAAGUACAGCCCCCUUCAUCUUUUCCAGAUGUUUUUCUCCUUGUCAGUUCUUGAUUCGCUGGUUUCUAACACCAACAAGUAUGGGGCUAAGAAGCAAGCAGGCAAGAAAGAGGCCUGGAAGCCCAUUUCCAUCCAAGACCUGUACUGUUACAUCUCACUGGUCAUUUAUAUGGGGCUUGUGAAGUUGAAAACCCUGAAGGACUACUGGAGAAGCUCAAGACUCUACCAACUGCCUUUCCCCACAACUAUCAUGUCUUGUAAGAGGUUUCUGACUGUCUCGGGAGCGCUUCAUAUCAGUGACCCACAAGCUGACGACAACAAUGACAGGAAGAAGGGCACAGCAGGCUUCGAUAGGCUCUUCAAAAUCAAACCUCUCUACUCCAGCAUAGUUGAGGCCUGCAAGACCCAUUUUCAGCCUUCCCAGAACCUGUCCAUAGAUGAGAGGAUGGUAGCCUCAAAGGCCAGAAUUGGCAUCAAACAAUAUAUGCCUAACAAGCCAACAAGAUGGGGUUACAAACUGUUUGUUUUGGCAGAUUCUGCGUGUGCCUACACUUGGAAUUUCUUUGUUUAUGAGGGGAAGUCCAUCUCGGCCACCGGUAUGGGACUUGGUUAUGAUUCCGUUAUGAAAUUAUUGGAGUUUCCACUGCUGGGGAAGGGCUACAAACUGUUUGUGGAUAACUUUUACACAAGCCCGACUCUGUUUACAGACCUGAGGAAGCUGAAUGUAUGGUCUUGUGGCACCAUUCGUCCCAACGGAGUGGGUUUUCCCAAAACAAAAGUAAACGACAUGCCUAAGAGGUCUGAUAGGGGGACCAUACGAUGGAUUCGGAAAGAUGACCUGCUCUUUGUAAAGUGGAUGGAUGCCAGAGAGGUGGUCAUGUGCUCCAGUAUCCACAAAUCGUACAGCGGCGAUCACAUCCGCAGGCGUGUGAAGGACACUAAUGGGACAUGGACCAAGAAAGAUGUCCCCGUUCCAGCUGCUGUGAAGGAUUACAACAAGAGCAUGGGAGGUGUGGACCUGUCAGACGCGCUGAUUGGCUACUACAAUGUUCUCCACAAGACAAUGAAAUGGUACAAGACAUUGUUCUAUCACUUCAUCGACAUUGCUGUGGUGAAUGCCUUCAUCCUCCAGAAGGAGAUGGCCAAGAGCUGUGGACAGACUCCCAUGACACAGCUAGCCUUCAGAGAGCUGCUCAUCCAGGAGCUUGCUGACUAUGGCACAAAGACCACUGCAGCACCUUCUGUCCCCUCUACCUCUGUCCCCUCUUCUCCUGCCUCCAGUGAUGUUCACCUGCCAAAAUACAUCAGUGCAGACCUGAAUGUGCCUCAGGGCCAAAAGGGCACAGUAGGGAGGCGUCGUUGUACUAUGUGCCACAGGAAAUCUCCCAUCACCUGCACUACUUGUGCUGUUACCCUCUGCUUUACAGCAGAGAGAAACUGCUAUGGGCCUUGGCAUCAGCAGCUCAAUCUGGUGUAGAGGACUGUGGGUGUUCUAAAUACUCUCGUUGUAAAUAGUUGUUUGUUUUCUCCCUUUGUUUGUGGUGUGAACACUUCUGACAUUAGAUCAGUGUUGGCUGCUAACUUGGCCGUUUUUAUCUUUUAUCUUAUAUUUUCUUUUCUUUGCAGCCUCGUUUGAAUGUCGCGGUUGCGCUCGUUUGUACGUAAUGGGGUUAGCGUUCGUUACACGGUAUUGGAAAUAAGGUUCCAUUAGCGAUGAUAUCCGUGUCGGGUUCUAGAUGCCCGCACGUUGCCUGUUCAUAAAUGGACCUCUGUAAUUUUCCUCCUGGCUGUGUCCUGUUUCUCAGCCCUUCACCUUAAAGGGAUACUUCAGGAUUUUGGCAAGCAGUGUUUUUGGGAGGCAUUUGAUCAGCGUUCUCCUUGCGUCUCCUGUUUAGUAACUUUUAUGUAGGGAUGCUAAUGAUCCAUUACGUUUGACAUUCCUGGGACUGUGUUAACUUUUAGUAUCAAAGCAUAUGUUCUCUAUAGGUAUGUACCUUAAAAUGGACCAAUUUGGGCACUUGGGUACAUUUGGUAAAACUCGUGAGGGACAUCUGGGGAAACUUCAUACCAAAUAUUAUGUAGUUCUCUCCGUCCCUCUGCUGAACAUGAUGAAUAUUCUCUUUGGAAUCUCGUUCGUCUGAACUCCUGUUGAGAAAAGGAAUAGCUGACUUCAGCAGAGGGCUACGUAACCUGUCAUAAAGGCUACAUAUGUUAUGUCUAACCCCCUCCUUGUGCCCUCCUCAUAUCUGGUCCCCACCAAGACCUUAUCUUGAAGCUUUUGUCUUAGGUUUCCUCUGUAUGUGGCUGAACAGGAAGCAGUGAUUCCAACUAGAAUGGUCCUGAUGGUGGUACCAGACAAGUCACUAGAAGAUGCCUGUUACUGAACUACCUCAAGGUUUCUGCCCCUCUGGUUGAGGUCCUGGUGUCUGCAGGGUUUGGAAAGAUCUGGUUGGCUGCUGAAGUGUUGCUGUGCUGGUGGAGUGGGAAGCUCUCCUGUUUUACACCUGCAAGCCCUCUUUCACUCCUGAUUGGUCAGCAAGGAAGUGGGGGAAACCAGGCCAAGUCAAUUCAACCCUGUGACUGUGUUUUGAUGUAUAAAUAAAUCUACAUAUUAAUGCUU
Oncorhynchus kisutch (coho salmon) is the source of this 4333-nucleotide messenger RNA. Its product is annotated as piggyBac transposable element-derived protein 4. The record is from RefSeq and is a predicted model, not a curated record. Lineage: Eukaryota; Metazoa; Chordata; Actinopteri; Salmoniformes; Salmonidae. The transcript is spliced from 10 exons. The coding region runs from base 1220 to 3190 and encodes 656 amino acids.